Coffea arabica (coffee) is the source of this 1476-nucleotide messenger RNA. The record is from RefSeq and is a predicted model, not a curated record. NCBI's taxonomy places the organism in Eukaryota, Viridiplantae, Streptophyta, Magnoliopsida, Gentianales, Rubiaceae.
GCAACUUUGCAAUAUUGCAUAGUGCCGUGGCUGCCGUCGCCUAGGGCUUUCACCGCACUAACACUCUCAAGUCCCAAGUCCCAAUUCCCAAAUCGAAGCUGCUCUCCGCCUCUCCGGCAUCCGCCAGUCCGCCGCGCUCUACGUCUCCUGUCGGCUGUGUCCUGCCGUGCUGGUUCAUCGCUGCCGAGUGUAGAAGACGAAGCACCAAGAUCUCACUGAUUCAUCGCUGGUUCAUCACUGCUCAUCUCUGGCUCGCUUAGGGUUUAAAAUUCAACGGUUGCCUUUGCACUUCACCGGAAAAAUUAGCCGCCACCCACCUCUGUCCAGGCAAUCCCUUUGCGCCGCUCCUGAUCUGAUCUUGAAGCCUUGCCUCCAUGGAGAACGAAUGCGCAUAGCGGAAGAGAUCACUUUGUUUGAGGAUUCCUAUCUGUUGGAGUAUAAGGAUUGUCAACAAGGGCAUUGUUUUCAACAAAAAUAAUGGCAGAUUACCAUUUUGUUUACAAGGAUCUGGAAGGUGCCUCGACGCAAUGGGACGAUAUCCAGAGAAAAUUAGGGAACCUUCCUCCCAAACCCCCUGCUUUCAAGCCCCCUUCUUUCACCCCAGCCGAAGACCCCGACUCAAAGCCUAGAGACAGGGCCUGGGUUGAUGACAAGACUGAAGAAGAACUUGAAGACCUUGAAGAUGAUCUUGACGAUGAUCGCUUCCUCCAAGAAUACAGGAAGAAGAGGUUGGCAGAGAUGAGAGAAGCAGCCAAAAUUGCGAGGUUUGGGUCAGUGAUGCCAAUUUCUGGAUCUGAUUUUGUGCGAGAAGUUUCACAAGCACCAGCAGAUGUUUGGGUUGUUGUGGUUCUUUACAAGGACGGACACGCUGAUUGUGAGCUUCUUUUGCAAUGUUUGGAAGAACUGGCUCAAAGAUAUCCGGCAACCAAGUUUGUGAAAAUUAUAUCUACUGACUGCAUUCCUAACUAUCCUGAUCAAAAUAUUCCAACUCUUUUGGUGUACAACAACAGUGCAGUCAAAGCAAACUAUUUGGGUCUCCGUAGCUUUGGUCGGAAAUGCACACCUGAAGGUGUUGCAUUAGUUCUUUGUCAGUCGGAUCCAGUUCUCAAUGAUGGUCAGGGUGGGGGUGAACAGUCUAAGAAAGAUGUUCUUGAUGGAGUCAGGAAGAGUUUUAUAGAGAAGGUUGUGACAGCGCGCGAAGAUGAUGACGGAUCUUCAAGUGAUUAGACUAGGACUUUUUCUCCCUUUUCUUGGACAGAUUAUUUCUUUUUUAUCUCCUUUAGGUUAUCCGUCAACUUAAGGUUUUGGUUUGCAACUAUGGGGAUAUUGUCUGAUAUUUUCCCCAUUAUUAUGCUUUAGUUUAGUUUUGUGGCAGGGUAUUCCAGAUCUUGAUGUGCUUGUUCCAUUUUUUGGCUCUCAUGUACUUUUCAUUCUAGUUGCAAUGAAAAUUUAUUUUGUUUGUGGUGCUGUUUUAAA